Molecule: messenger RNA, 1664 nt
Organism: Symbiodinium sp. CCMP2592
Lineage: Eukaryota; Dinophyceae; Suessiales; Symbiodiniaceae
Source: the annotation of a GenBank genome assembly
GUGCAUCCUCCGGCGCCGAAGGACGCAGCUGUGCAUGAGCAGCUGAUGCAGGCGAAACAGCUCUUUGCGGAGAAGAACAAGGUCAAGGGUGUUGUGGUGCCACCGCCAGAACGUGCACCGGCCACUCCUGACCAUGCUUCAGCUGCUGCAGUGCAGCCAAAGGCUAUGCAAAUGCAAAGCCCACCGGUGCAGAGCCCGCCCAUGAAGAAGACGAAAGUUGGUGUGGAACCCAAGAAGAUGCCAAAGUUGCCUGGUGCAUCUGGUGCAGGCAAAGGGCGGAGAGAGGCAUGUGAAGCAGAUGCUGUGCCACGGGAGGCAGCAGCAGCAGCUGUGGAACCGGCUGAGGCAUCCAAGCAGCCUGAUGCGAUGCCACAGCAGGGCUUGGAUGCUCAGCCGAAAGUGCCUGUGCCAAUGCAGGGGUCAACACCUGCUGUGAGGCAGGCUGGUGUGGCGCCACAGCAGGUACCGAAGAUGCCAGCGGCGCCUACGACUACGAGUGCCACAGGUGGCAAGGGCUCCGUGGGUGAAAGGCCAAAUGUGGCUGAGCCUGCACCUGCUGUGUCGCCAGAGCUGAUGACUACGGUGUUGCAGCUGCUACAGCAGUCGCAGGGGGUGCCUACGCAGCAACUGCAUCAAGGGCCCAUGGUGAUGCAGCAACCACGGGUGGUGCCUACGAUGCCACAGCAACCGCAGGUGGUGCCUACGAUGCCACAGCAGGUGGAUGCAACAGACGGUGCCUACUAUGCAACAGCCGUUGCCUACGAUGCCACAGCCGAUGGUGCCUACGAUGCCACAGCCGGGUCCUACGAUGCCACAGCCGACGGUGCCUACGAUGCCACAGCCGGUGCCUACGACGCCACAGCCGGGUCCUACGAUGCCACAGCCGGUGCCUACGAUGCCACAGCCGGUGCCUACGACGCCACAGCCGGGUCCUACGAUGCCACAGCCGGUGCCUACUAUGCAACGGCCGGGUCCUACGAUGCAACAGCAGGGUCCUACGAUGCCACAGCCGUUGCCUACGAUGCAAGGGCAGGUGCCUACGAUGCAGCAACCGUUGCCUACGAGUCCAAGACCUGCCAUGGGCUUCAUGGGUGGGGGACGAAUGUGGUUGCAGAGAAGCAGGGGUCAUCACCUGCUUACGUGCAGCCUGGUGCAACGUCAGUGCCGAUGCCUACGUUUCCAACAGCGGCUGGGGGAAAAGGUGUGGGACCGAAUCUGGUUGGUGGGAAUCCACAUGCAGUGCCUGUGAUGCCUGGGUCUCCAGGUGGAGGAGCUUCGAUACCUGUGGGGAUGACAGCUCCGCCCCAACUGGAGCAGGCUGUGGCGAUCGAUGCGGUCUACCUGUCCUUGAGGACAUUGGUUGGUUCGACCACCCUGCCAGAUGACGUCUACGAUAUGUAUUUGCGACUCCUGCACAAGUGUGCAGAUGCUUCACGAGCACGGGAACAUGGUGAGGCCUCUGGAUCGACAAUGGAGCCCCUUCCGACCGAGCCACGUGUUGUGCCGACUACCGAGCCUGUGCCGACCACCGAGCCUCCGGCUGGGAGGGCAGAAGUGGCUACCCAUGGGAGGGAUUCCGUGAUUGAGGUGCCGACCACAAGCCCAUCGGAGGACAUCGAGCAGCAGAGCCCUCCAAAGGAUGCUCCAAAGGGAGAUGGACACCC